Marasmius oreades (fairy-ring Marasmius) is the source of this 2720-nucleotide messenger RNA. RefSeq lists its product as uncharacterized. Lineage: Eukaryota; Fungi; Basidiomycota; Agaricomycetes; Agaricales; Marasmiaceae. Gene Ontology annotation, molecular function: phosphatidylinositol-4,5-bisphosphate 5-phosphatase activity. Gene Ontology annotation, biological process: phosphatidylinositol dephosphorylation. The record is from RefSeq and is a predicted model, not a curated record. Bases 144 to 2720 code for a protein of 858 amino acids. The transcript is spliced from 9 exons.
UGUCAAUGUCAAUUCGUUACGUAACCUUAUUUAUUGAUGCGCUUGAGUCUCAACUUUCCCGCAUCCUCAAACUCCCAAUCUCAAUGCCCUACGAUGAAUCUUUGACAGAUUCGCAAUAACCUGUUUCGUUUUCAUCACCUUGGAUGCUAGGACGGAACAACAUGUCGACCGAAUCCCGUACUACUCAGCCAGAACGACCUCAGAUAUCGGUUCAGACGAAGACCCCAAGCCAACAGACAGUAUUGAGCCGCUUACAGGGUUUAUUUCCCAACCCUCCUGGUUCUGGCUCCCCUAUAUCUGGUAUCAAUGACUUAGGGACAAAUGAGAAGCAGUCACGACCAGGUCGCUCGCAUCGAUUCCUCAAUAAUCCCAAGUCGCUCAAAGUAAGGAUCUUGACAUGGAAUAUGCAUGAUUCUAUCCCGAAAGGAGCUUUGGAAGAAUUAUUCGGCAAGGUUCCCUUGUAUACACCUUCUGUGGCAUCCACAUCCCUGCCGCAGUUCGCAACAGACACAGAUCAUCCAUAUCAUCUCAUCGUUGUAGCUGGUCAGGAAUGUCCCUCAAGUUCAGGAAUUCCAAUGGGCUUGGGAACAGGCUUCAAACUGUAUGAUAAGGACAGAGAAGACCGUGAAAAGGACGACAAGCCUCGAUCCUUGAAACAUAGUUACAAGGAAGAGGCAAUCAAAUCAAAGAAAAGCUAUGAGGACCUUUUGCACGACAGCCCGCCGAGCGGUUGGACAUCCAUGAUUGAAGAUUGGCUCUGUCACGGUGGAUAUGCUACAAGAACCCCUGAAACGUCGGAAAUCAGUACGCCGAAGCGGCUGUCACCUCGUUUUGCAUCGAAGGAACCCAAGCGGGGUCCAUAUCAACUGUUGUGUAAAGAGCGCUUGCUCGGUAUCUAUCUUGCCAUUUAUAUUCACCGAGAUGUCCGGCGGUUCGUCCUUGGAACAUCGAAAUCGACAGUUACGUCCGGACUCAUGGGCGGAAGAUGGGGUAACAAAGGAGGCGUCGGUGUCAGUGUGAAUAUUGACGGAAAAACUUUCCUAUUCCUCAACUGUCACCUAGCCGCUCAACAAGAUAAAGCAAACCUGAAGGACAGAUUAAAUAAUUAUAACAAGAUAAAAGCCGAACUCGCGGUCGAUGACUUCCUUUCCAAUGACGACCCAAGGGUGAUGGCGGAAGAUAUCACCGACAAAUUUGAUUAUACCUUUGUUUUCGGUGAUCUCAAUUUUCGCCUGGAUAUAUCACGAUUGCAUGCGGACUGGUUGAUAUCACGGCAAGAUUAUGUGCAGGCUCUUGCGUUUGAUCAAUUGAAGAAUCUCAUGCAGAACGGACGAGCGUUCGUAGGUUUCCGCGAAGCGCCGAUAAACUUUCCGCCCACCUUCAAAUACGAUGUCCUGCGUACACUGAAGGGCGCUAAACGCCGUCAAUUGAAGUUGGAAAGAUGGAAAAGUGAUCGUGUACAACGCCUGACCGACGUAACGGAAAAGGACGGAGCCGCUGUCGAGGAUGUUGACAAGUCGAGUGAUGAAGGCGACGGGGAGGUUGCAUCCGUUGCGUCAUCUGUCUGGACCUCUACGAACUCGCGCCAUCGCCAAGACCCUGACCAGGAGGAGGGUUAUUUCCAUGGGCAAGGAAUGUCGAGGAGCUCGAGCUCUAAACUAUCGAUAUCUGUGUCUGUUGCAGCUCAGAAAGCCAGAACGAAGUGGCUCUCUUUACUCGGCCCUUCAUCUGUACCUGCGAGCCCAACGAAAUGGCUGAGAUCCAAGUCAUCUCUCGUCGAGGCAACUACAGCUAGAAAUCAACGGGAAAGCUCGGAGGAAGUCAUCCCGGAAUUGAAGGUGCAAAGGGAGGGCAGUGAAGAUAGUCCGGAUUUGGGAACUGAUGCGACCUUGGUGCCACCACCUUUGGGAAGACUCAGAUCUACCAAAUCCAACACCAGCUUACAGAGCGAUGAUGACUAUGACGAGAAUAAGGGUGUUUACGAUACGUCGUCCAAGAAGCGUGUUCCAAGCUGGUGCGACAGGAUACUUUGGAAAUCAACUGUAGAACCCGAUCCUGAACCAGAAGUCGACGAUACCGACAGUCACUACAGGCCCCGAACCCGCGUUGGCCAAUUUCUGGCGAACGCCUUCCGCCCGCAUUCAACUCGCUCACGUCGAAGCUCUGUCGCAUCCGUCACGACUUUCGGCGCAUCGUCCACUGCGACGACUGGAAACUCUAUUAACAGUGAUUCGCCGUUACCUUCUCCCGAGCUAUUGGAGAGCAUAAUACCAUUUUCACGGUUUGUUUACCCUGAAUCUCGCCCCACGACUCUCUGUCAGCCGGUUAACGCAAACUCCCUGGAAAAUCUAACGCUCGGGCACACUAGAAAUACUCUAAAUGAAGGGGACUCCAGAUCACCUCAGCCUGAAACCCCGUCCCUGCCUGUGUCAAAUAUAUCCAAACGGGGUUCCGGUAUCGUUAACUCAGACAGCCCCACCAACCACAAAGAGCAUACCCUUCCUCCUUCUCGCUGGCGUUUUUUACAGUCAUUCCUUACCCAUCAUUCAAGUGGGAGUACUUCAUCUGAUAAUUCUAUCGUUGUUCCAUCCACCAAGUUGCCGCGGAAGGGAGACGUAGUUUGCUUGAGUUAUAAUACUCUGGAUGAUAAGGGCAUGAGACGCUUGGAAGGGCGAAGCGAUCACAGACCUGUAAUUGGCUCCUAUGCAGUUUACCUCUAG